GCAGCCGAACUUUGAGGAUCGCUGAGACGCCGUGCAAGAAAAGUCGAUCGAAGUCGAGAUACUCGUGCUGUUUUCUGUUUUCUGUGUUCUGUGCUGUGACCCACAUAAAAUCUGCAAGAAAUCUUGAAGAAUUUUCUAAUAUCAAAAAAUAUAUUUGUGCUGUGUCGAAAAUAUCAAGAAAAGUGCUUUAACAAAAUGUCCAACCAAAUGGAGUUUAUUAUGCAACUUUACAUGAUGAACUUGAUGAAGCAGCAGCAGCAGCAGCAGCAACUGCAACUGCAGCAGCCGCUGGCUGGAUACACAUACACCCAGAACGAGGAUAUCUCGAGCAGCACUUGCCUGCAGCAGCAACACGAGCAGCAGCAACAUCAGCAGCAACAUCAGGCACAACAGCAAUCGCAUCUGCAACAGCCACAGCAAGAUCCUCUCAAGACAAGAACGCACAAACGCAUUAGCUCGCAAAACACCAACUGUAGUAGUAGCCGUAGUUGUAGUCCCAAUAGUAAUUUGAUUGCUUUUCAACCACAACAAUAUACAGGCGCUACAGCAGCAACACCACCCACACCUAACCACAACACACACAAUUUGGUGGGCCAAAUGUUGCUCAACACCCUGCCGCCGCUGACGCAGUACAUGUUGCAGCAACAGCAACAGCAGCAGCAGCAGCAGCAGCAUUUGCUGACCACCACCAACCUCCUACUAACACCCACCCACACCCCCAGUUCGCUGGGAAAGCCGGAUCCGCCGCAACAUCAGUUGCUGCUGGGCCAAUUCGCCAGCUCCGAACCGUUUACCACAAAUAAUUUUCUGCAAUCCUCCACAGUGACAUCCACGCCAAUCGAGAAGGCAGCCACGCCAGCAACUGAGGCAGGACCCACUGCAGCAGGAGCCACCGCCGGCGACCUUUCGGCGGUCACAGUCAAGUUUGAGCAGGACUCCGUCGACGACGAGGACGACGACAAACCGCUGUCCAGCCUCAACAGCUGCAGCUCCUCGGGCCACAGCCACACCAAUGCCAGCUCCGAGAAGCUGCUGCUCCUGUCGGGCGUCCAUCCGCUGGAGUCAACCACCGACAGCCUUGACUCACCCAGCAUGUACACGCCCGUCAAGCAGCCAGCGGACUCGUCGUACAACAUCACGCCCGUCGAAAGCGAACUGACCCCCAACACGCCCCUCCAGCAGACCCAGACCACCUCCCUCCUGACCCCACCCUCCAGCGAGCAGAGCAAGAGCAUGGUGAGCCUCUCGGCGGCCAGCGGCCUGGACGCCCUGCUCCAGAGCGAGGAGAUCCUGAAGAACCUGCGCAAGGUUUCCUCCUACCUGGAGUGCGAGAACAGCCUGUGCCGGCAGGAGAACCUGCGGGAGCACUUCCACUGCCACGAGGAGCCCUGCCAGGGCAAGAUCCUGAGCAAGAAGGACGACAUCAUCCGGCACCUGAAGUGGCACAAGAAGCGCAAGGAGAGCCUCAAGCUGGGCUUCGCCCGCUUCUCCUCCUCCGACGACUGUGCCCCCGCCUACGGAGAGGGCUGCGCCUACAACUGGAAGCAGACCCACUACCACUGCGUCUACGAGCACUGUCCCAAGGUCUAUGUGAGCACCAGCGACGUCCAGAUGCACGCCAACUUCCACCGCAAGGACUCCGAGAUCGUCAACGAGGGCUUCCGGCGCUUCCGGGCCCACGAGAACUGCCGCAUCGAGGAUUGCCCCUUCUUCGGCAAGAAGAUCUCGCACUAUCACUGCUGUCGCGAGGGCUGCAAUCACACCUUCAAGAACAAGGCUGAUAUGGACAAACACAAGACCUACCAUCUGAAAGACCACCAGCUGAAGAUGGAUGGCUUCAAGAAGAUCCUGAAGACCGAGGUGUGUCCUUUCGAGGCCUGCAAGUUCUCCACCGUCUGCAACCACAUCCACUGCGUCCGCGAGGGCUGCGACUACAUCCUGCACUCCAGCAGCCAGAUGAUCAGCCACAAGAGGAAACACGAUCGUCAGGAUGGAGAGCAGGCCUACCAGCAGUUCAAGGUCAAGCAGGAUGUGGAGGAGUCCUCGCUGGAUGCCACGUCCCAGCAGCAACAUCAGCAGCAGCAGCCCAUCGGCGGUGGCCAACCCCAAGUCAGCAAUUCGGUUUGUGGCAGCAACGCCUCCACUCCGCUCUCCUCCCUCUCCGCCGAGCACUUUCUGGCCCGAAAACGCGGCAGGCCGCCCAAGAAAAUUCAACUGCCCGCCGAUGUCCAGCAGCCGGAUGCCAAGCGCCUCAAGGUCGAGGAUGACACCAGCAAUCCCGCCUUGCCCCUGCCCCAGAUCCAGAUCCAGUCCCAGCCCGCAGCCCCUGUCCAUCCGCUGACCAAUGGUCUGUUUCCCGGCCUGCUGCCCGCUGCCUCUGCUCCUGGAGUGGAUCCCACGGCCCCCAAUUUCCAGCUCACCCACUUGAUGGCCCUGUUUCAGCUGCAGAACCCGCUCUUCUACCAGAACCUCUAUCCCGCCAUGACCCAGAACCCCUCCAUGCUGGGAAAUCUGGCGGCGCUUAGUGCCGCUUCGGCAGCAGCGGCGGCGGCAGCGGCGGCCAAUGGAGCAGCAAUCCAGCAGCCCAAGUCGGAGUUUAGCUUUAAGCCGGAGUUUAAGGAGUAGAAGGGAUGCAUGUCCUCGCGAUAGUUUUAGAUUAGUAAUUUGGACCAACGGACACUGUACAUAUGGGCUAAAAGCAGGUUCCUCUUUCCUUGGGUUGGAUUUUUUUGGGUGUUGAGGCAGGAUGAGGACAUGGCAUCUUUCCCUCCACAAAAACCAACUCAGCCGCAUUUUGAGGAGCCUUAAGUCUCUGCUCAAAGUGCAGCUGAAUUGGCUUUUGCAGAUUACCCUCCCCUAGCUUAGAUUCUUUGAGUGCCACAUUAAUUUUUAAAAUUUUUCAGCCAUUUUUAAUAAAAACGAGAAGAAUUUCUUGAAUUUUAGUUUGACUAAAACUGUGAUGUUUUCAUUAGGCUAGCCGCUUUGAAUUGGUAGGAGACUUGAGUUGUCAAUAUUGUACUUUAUAGGCAUUAAAUUGUAUGUGAUAUAACAAUAAAAUAAGGCUAAUUGUUGUCGCUUUAUAAAAUAAGAGGAUGCUAUUUAAAUAAAAUACUAGAAACUUUA
This is a messenger RNA of Drosophila gunungcola (fruit fly), 3123 nucleotides long. It is a transcript of the gene cas, whose product is annotated as transcription factor castor. Gene Ontology annotation, biological process: positive regulation of transcription by RNA polymerase II; regulation of neuron differentiation. Gene Ontology annotation, cellular component: nucleus. The transcript has 4 exons. The record is from RefSeq and is a predicted model, not a curated record. Gene Ontology annotation, molecular function: DNA-binding transcription factor activity, RNA polymerase II-specific; RNA polymerase II transcription regulatory region sequence-specific DNA binding. The coding region runs from base 196 to 2625 and encodes 809 amino acids. NCBI's taxonomy places the organism in Eukaryota, Metazoa, Arthropoda, Insecta, Diptera, Drosophilidae.